AUGGCAUUUCUCAGCAACUUCCUUCUGUUCUCUUUGACUUUGUUCUGCGUGUGCCUUCUGCAGCCCGUCUCUUCCGUCAUUCACUUGCCAUUGUACAGGAGAGGAGGCCGUUUCUCGUGUCACGAGUUCGCGAACCUGACCCACCUCUCCGCUGCUCUUCACAGCGCCGAAGCGGAGUAUGGACGCAGCUACCGUGUCAUCGAGGGGGACCGCCUGGUGCGAAAAUGGGAUGUCAGGGCACUCAGGGAUGCGAAUGAUCCGGAUGUUGUUGGCGUCGUUGGGGGGAUGAAUCGAUGGUACACGAUGCUGGAGGUGGGCGAGCCACGACAGCGACUGGAGGUCGACGUGGACAUGUUGAGGCCGGAUUUCUACACGAUCACGACGGCGAGCCACGGGGGCUCUAGAUACGACGGGUCUGCCUCGCACAGUCACAGGCUCAGUCGCGACAUGGCGCAUCCGAUCUGCGCGCGGAGCAGCGAGGAAUUCCACUUCUCGCCCAGCAGCCUGCUGCCGGUGCGACUCGACUUCCCGACGUGUGCGCCAGCGAGGUCAUCGCCGCAGAGUCUGGGGCCAUCGGGCACGUUGCUGGGUCUGGCACCGCACGACACCGCCUGGCUGGCGCGGGUGUCUACGACGGCGAUUCUGGCGCAGUUGCGCGCCCAGGACGCUAUCGCCGAAGAGGUAUGGUCGGUCACGCUGCUGGACACGGAGACCGGCAUUCUCAGUCUUGGCGGCACCGUCGCGCAGGAGGUCGAAGAAGUCAAGCUGCGUGGCCAUCUCGAGUUGAAGCACUUUGGCGAAGUUGGCGUCACGACAGAAUGGGUGAGUGAGCAGGUCAAGCUGCAGCUGGGCCAGGCCAUGCCGCCGGACACGCCCUGGCAGCGGUAUUUCUGGUGGACGGACGUGUCGGGCACCGCAGGCUGGUGGACGGCGUUGAUGACGGGCGUGUGGGUGGACGGAGUCAAGAUCCUCCGCAACCAACCCGCCAUCUUCGACAUCAACGUGCCCUUCAUCCUCGCCCCCUCUGUGGCCGCUGCGCCCUUCUACCACGCGAUCGGCGGCACGAAACGCCUCCCUCCCCCUUUCGAAUCCUUCUUCGCCUUCCCGUGCUUCAAGGAAGUCCACGUCGCCUUCGAGAUGGGGAGCUCCUCGCGGCGGCUUAACAUCCCCUCCAUGAACGGCCAGGGCACCUUCGAGGACGGCAUACUGGGGCCUGUCGGGGGGCGCUUCAGCUUGGGGAACCUGCGCAAUGGGUCUGGGUACUGCGUGGGUGCAGUAGUCGAGACGAACAUGGGACACACAGCUCAAGGGCUGCGGAGUGGUAUGCGCAACGUCUGGGUCCUGGGCGAACCUUUCUUCCGCGAACUCGGUGUCGUCUUUGACGUGCAUAAUGGCAGGGUUGGGUUUAGGGUCUAUUGA
Molecule: messenger RNA, 1419 nt
Organism: Fonsecaea erecta
Lineage: Eukaryota; Fungi; Ascomycota; Eurotiomycetes; Chaetothyriales; Herpotrichiellaceae
Exons: 4
Coding region: 1-1419 (472 amino acids)
Biological process (GO): proteolysis
Molecular function (GO): aspartic-type endopeptidase activity
Source: RefSeq, a predicted model, not a curated record